CAGACACCCUGGAAGAGCAGGACCAUGGCCAAGGAGUGGGGCUACGCGAGCCACAACGGUCCCGACCACUGGCAUGAGCUCUACCCGAUCGCCAAGGGAGACAACCAGUCGCCCAUCGAGCUGCACACCAAGGACAUCAAGUACGACUCGUCCCUGCAGCCCUGGUCCGCCUCCUACGACCCGGGCUCUUGCAAGAGCAUCCUGAACAACGGGAAGACCUGCAGGGUCGUGUUUGAUGACACCUACGAUCGCUCGAUGCUGAGGGGCGGCCCUCUCAGUGGACCCUACCGGCUGCGCCAGUUCCAUCUGCACUGGGGCUCCGCCGACGACCAUGGCUCCGAGCACACCGUGGACGGGGUCAAGUACUCAGCCGAGCUGCAUUUGGUUCACUGGAAUCCGAAGUACAACACGUUCGGGGAGGCUCUGAAGCAGCCCGAUGGCAUAGCCGUGGUCGGCAUUUUUCUGAAGAUAGGACGGGAGAAAGCCGAGUUCCAGCUGGUUCUUGACGCUCUGGACAAAGUGAAGACAAAGGGCAAGGAGGUGCCCUUCACCCACUUCGACCCGUCCUGCCUGUUCCCCGCCUGCCGGGACUACUGGACCUACCACGGCUCCUUCACCACACCGCCCUGCGAGGAGUGCAUCGUCUGGCUGCUGCUCAAGGAGCCCAUGACCGUGAGCUCCGAGCAGAUGGCCAAGCUGCGCAGCCUUCUGUCCAGCGCCGAGAACGAGCCCCCGGUGCCCCUGGUGGGAAACUGGCGCCCGCCGCAGCCCAUCAAGGGCCGGGUGGUGAGAGCCUCCUUCAAAUGAGCCCUCGCGGGAGGGGCCGCCGGGGGGCCUGUCCCGCCU
Molecule: messenger RNA, 846 nt
Organism: Miniopterus natalensis
Lineage: Eukaryota; Metazoa; Chordata; Mammalia; Chiroptera; Miniopteridae
Gene: CA3
Product: carbonic anhydrase 3
Cellular component (GO): cytoplasm; cytosol
Molecular function (GO): zinc ion binding; carbonate dehydratase activity
Source: RefSeq, a predicted model, not a curated record